This is a messenger RNA of Drosophila albomicans, 1404 nucleotides long. RefSeq names its product N-acetylneuraminate lyase B-like. Lineage: Eukaryota; Metazoa; Arthropoda; Insecta; Diptera; Drosophilidae. Gene Ontology annotation, biological process: N-acetylneuraminate catabolic process. The record is from RefSeq and is a predicted model, not a curated record. The coding region runs from base 98 to 1135 and encodes 345 amino acids. The transcript is spliced from 4 exons. Gene Ontology annotation, molecular function: N-acetylneuraminate lyase activity; 4-hydroxy-tetrahydrodipicolinate synthase activity.
GGUAUAGCUGUAACUGCUUUAGUUUUCAAUUUUGCGACUGUUCGCAGGCAGUUAUAAUACAAAAUUCUACAAAAUUCAAAGUAAUAUAGGUUAACACAUGGCCGGGUUUCGAAGAGAUACCGAUAAAAGUGACGAAUCAACAAAAACACCCUUUCUACAAGAAUCCACCGCUGAUGAUGUGAAAAGCAGUAGAACAAGCGAUCACGCAAGCGAUCCCGGCGAGCGCGCAUCCCCAAGACCGUUCGCCAAAGACGCUCAACUCCUGACAUGUCGCUUCAAAGGAUUGUUAGCUCCCGUCUUCAGCUGCUUCAAGGAUGACGACAGUCGUCGAAGCCUGGACGUGCGACCCAUAAACCGUUACGCGGAGUGGCUGAAGAACCAAACGAUUGCCGGCGUCGUGGUCAACGGUGUCGUCGGUGAGGGUCCCAUGAUGCGGGUGCGCGAGCGCAAAGCUAACGCUGAGUACUGGCAUCGUGCAGCCCUGCGGCACAACUUGCUAGUACUCAUCCAGUUAGGCGGCGCUCCCUUGCCCGAUGUUCUAUCUCUCGCCUCGCAUGCCGAGGAGCUGCAUGUGAGUGGCGUCAUCGUGCUACCGGAUCUCUUCUAUAGGCCACGCACCGUGGACCAGCUGGUGGGCUACUGCAAGCAUGUGGCUAGUCGCUGUCGUACUCGUCCCUUUCUCUACUACCAUCUGCCCGCGAUGACGGGCGUCAAUCUGGACAUGGUAGAGUUCUGUGCCAAGGCCGAGCGUGCUAUACCCAACUUUAUGGGCUUGCACUAUUCCAGCGGCGAUCUGGAGAUGGGCCAGCGUUGCCUGCGCCUCGGACGUGUCAUUCUGCUCGGCUCCACGGCACUGCUGGCAAGCGGUCUAAUGUCCGGCUUCAGUUGCUGCAGUCUGGCCGUAAUCAAUAUUCGACCCGAUCUUGUGCGUCGCAUCUGCGAUGCCUUCGAUGCCAAUGAGUUGCAACGUGUCCGCGACACACAGCGCGAGUUAAAUCAGCUUAUUGAGAUUCACACACAGUUGAGCACCAACCUAGAGAAGUGGGUUAGUUCUAUGAAAAGCUGGCUGAAUAAAGAAUUCACUUCACGUGCCAACGGACCGUUCGGUGCUGGCCCGGCACGCAUUGUCUUCUAGCAUGUCGCACUCGAGGCUUUUUACAAAGGUUUUUACAUGUACUUGGAUCUAUCAAAUGUAUUAGUAUGUCACAAAUGCCAAAAAAUCUGCAUAAUCCCCAGUAAAUUCUUUGCUUGGGACUGGAAUUUCGAACACAUUUAACCUUGCAAUAAGAAAAGGUUUCUUAAAAUUUCAAGUCUUUACUAUUUUGGGGUGAAGGCAUAAAUAAACCUUAGCAUACAUUUCAAUCAGUGCUUAGCAAAGACACGAAUCAAAGCAUAUUUGAACAG